Messenger RNA from Lepus europaeus (European hare), 930 nucleotides. Its product is annotated as olfactory receptor 1078-like. Gene Ontology annotation, biological process: G protein-coupled receptor signaling pathway. Gene Ontology annotation, molecular function: olfactory receptor activity; G protein-coupled receptor activity. The record is from RefSeq and is a predicted model, not a curated record. The transcript has a single exon. Gene Ontology annotation, cellular component: membrane. Lineage: Eukaryota; Metazoa; Chordata; Mammalia; Lagomorpha; Leporidae. The coding region runs from base 1 to 930 and encodes 309 amino acids.
AUGGAAUCGGGCAAUGGAACACAACUGUCAGAAUUCCUUCUUCUGGGAUUCUCAGAGGACCCAGCACUGCAGUCCCUCAUACUUGGUCUUUUCCUGUCCACGUACCUGGUCACUGUGGCUGGGAACCUGCUCAUCGUCCUGGCCAUCCUCUCAGAUCCCCACCUCCACACGCCCAUGUACUUCUUCCUCUCCAACCUGUCCUUGGUGGAUGUCUGCUUCACCUCCACCACCAUCCCCAAGAUGCUGGUGAACAUCCAGACACAGAGCCAAGCCAUCAGCUAUGCAGGCUGUAUCACCCAGAUAUAUUUCUUCCUGCUUUUUGUAGAGUUGGACAACUUCCUCCUGACCAUGAUGGCCUAUGACCGGUUUGUGGCCAUCUGUCACCCCCUGCACUACACAGUCACCAUGAGCCCCCGGCUUUGUGUGCAGCUGGUCCUGGUGUCCUGGGUCAUCAGUGUCCUGCAUGCCUUGUUGCAAAGCCUAAUGGUGCUGCGGCUGUCCUUCUGUGCAAACCUAGAAAUCCCCCACUUCUUCUGUGAGCUGAACCAGGUGGCCCAACUUGCCUGUUCUGAUACUUUCCUUAAUGACAUGGUCAUGUAUAUUACACUUAUACUGCUGGCUGCAGGACCCCUGGCUGGGAUCUUUUACUCCUACUCCAAGAUUGUCUCCUCCAUCCGUGCAAUCUCCUCAGCUCAGGGGAAGUAUAGAGCAUUCUCCACCUGUGCCUCUCACCUCUCUGUUGUCUCCUUAUUCUAUUGCACAGGUCUAGGAGUUUACCUUAGCUCUGCUGUAACCCAUGACUCACGCUCAACUGCAACAGCCUCGGUGAUGUACACCGUGGUCACCCCCAUGCUGAACCCCUUCAUCUACAGUCUGAGGAACACAGAUGUAAAGAGGGCUCUGAAAAGACUCUUUGCAGGGAAACUGUAA